ACACGCACACACACACACACCCUCACUAUAGCAUUCUGCUUCAACUGUACAAUUUCACUCCAUUCGUGGAACGUCUCCCUGAAGAGAAGCGGAGGCUAUCACAGUUACUGGAGAAGAGUAUUCAAGUUGCUGUGCCUAUCUGGUUCCUUGUGCUCUGUGCCAACCUAAUGCCUGACCAGAAUACACCGGACAUGCAGCUGAUCGCUUUCAAGGGUCUCAUUGAGCACAUUCUCAACCACUGCAGGAGAGUGCUACAGCACAUCAACCCCAUCUUUCAGAGAGCUGGCGUAGACUACUUCACUCACUUCUAUCUCAUUAUCAACAAACUGAUUGUGGUGGAGGCCAUGUCCAAGUUGGAGAUUAGAGAGAGCCCCGAUGCUGUCACCACGUAUGAGAUGUACAGGGCAAUCAAGGAGAUCAAGAAACUCAAGAAAAGUAUCCCAAAAGAACAUCGUCAGCAGUUGCAGAUGGCCAACUUUCACAAGUGUUUCCAGAGGAAUGUCAACCAGUGGAUAGAUCUGGCCACAGAGAGAUGCAGAUCACGUAUCAAGCAAGCCAUUGAGCUAGACACAGUAGUCCAGGUAACGGAGGAUGUCCAGUUCUCAUCCUCGGCUGUUGAUGGAACCGAAUUCCUGUUACUCCUCAUGAAACUCAGCGAUGAGCUUGAGUGGCCAGCUAAGGCGGAGGCAUUUACGUUCAAGAUCUUCGUGGUGAAGAGUGUGUGUGAGUGUGCUCUAUUCUACGUGUCUGAGGUGUACAAUCGCCUCAGGCCAGAGGACAUGUUCAACCAACAAGGAAACUUCAGGGCAACUGAGAAGCUGAGCAUAGUGCUAAACAACAUGCAACACAUCAAGACAGUGAUAAUGAAGCAUUUGAUGGAGCACUCACUGGAACAGAGCGGCAAGAAACUAACAGAAGAGGAGCAAGAUAUUCAGACUCACUCCAAGGAGGUUAUGGGAACUAUCAUUCAAAGUGCUGGGGAAGACAUUAGUACGAAAUUAGCCAGCAUCAUCUGUCAAAUCAUUUUGAAGAUAAGCCCCGAUAUAACUGCACUUAUUGAGGCGAUUGUUGAGAGGAAGACGCCCACUACCAGUCUAGAGAUGAGCGUGAGGGUGACUGUGUCCUGCAUGUGUAUUGAGAUUGAUUGCUUGAUUAUAUCCAUGCAGGUGAUAGACCCCCUGAUGAGCUACCUGGCCAGCAACCUCCAUACACUAGGGAACCAUCUUCUCACUCCAGUCUUCCAACUAAUCCUGACAGACAUGUGGUGCAUGUCUAGCGACUGCUUACAGAGAGUGCUCAACUCUGAUGCAGCCAAAAAGAGUAGCGAUCGCAGUCAGUAUACUAUUCAAAGGUCAAAUUCAUCCUACAGAGCGUCAGAGAGCUCUUCCAUGCUGAUGGUAUUGGGCUCAACUUGGAGAGCUUGAACACUGAAAAGUAUAAGGUACUUCAAUAUCAGCUUGACGUUCUGGGCCUCCAAACAGACAAACUGAUUCUGAGAUUUUUCUCUGAUUUGGCCUAUAUUCAAACUGCUCUGAUCAACUCAGGAGAGGAUAAGUACGGAAAGGUUCUGCUCAGUGUGGGCUACCAUCAAGACAAGGAGGUUAUUGAGGUCAACCUCUUCCAGGCCAACAAGCUGCCAGGACUGGACACUUCAGGACUCAGUGACCCAGGCCAUUUGUUGAGUUGACCCUGAUGCCGCCCUGGCACUUUAGGCACAUGCACCCAGUCAAAGAAACUGAAGACCUCUGUCAAAAAGAAGACUGUAAAUCCAGUUUUCAAUGAGGAUUUCAUCAUGCCUGCCAGUAAAGUGUCUCUUCAAACUCAAGGAGCUGUCUUAUUACUGACUACCUUUGACUAUAUGACAAGCUCAGUUCCGACGAUUUGUGUGGAGUGUGUGUCGUACCGUGUGAAGACAUUCCCAUCCUCUCUCCAGUGCGUUCAGCCUUUGACAAUCCUAAUGCAGUGGAGAGAAAGAACUUUAUACUACCUCUCUUCAAGAUUCCAGAAAGUACAAUCACUCUGAAUGAGCUGUCUAUAUAUACUCGAGCUAAUUCAUCUGAUCUAAGAGCUGCUGACUUCCUCAAGGAGAAUAAACAAAUUCUGGCAGAUUUGGAUAUCGAUAAUCCCACACUCCAACAAAAGCUUAUGACAA
Molecule: messenger RNA, 2152 nt
Organism: Halichondria panicea
Lineage: Eukaryota; Metazoa; Porifera; Demospongiae; Suberitida; Halichondriidae
Product: protein unc-13 homolog 4B-like
Exons: 12
Coding region: 168-1424 (418 amino acids)
Cellular component (GO): secretory vesicle
Source: RefSeq, a predicted model, not a curated record